AUGAACUUUUCAAAUAGUAAGGAUUUUACGACAGCUGCACAAAUGUAUAAAAAUAAUAACCAUUUCGACACUUCUUCCAAUAUUUCUCUUGAUGACAGCAAUGAUAGUGAUGGUAGUGACGGCAGUUAUGGCACUUUUGAUAUUGACAAUAAUGAAAGUACUUGUAAGAACAAACCUGAAACUAAUGAGAAAAGUCAAAGCGAAGAUAAAACUAAGCCUCGUUUUCAAGCACCUUCUAUACUCACACAGCUAAACAUGAAUACUAAUCGAAUUAUAGCAUUUAGUGGACAUCGUUCACUUGGUGGCGUUGCCUCAUAUCAAACCUUUACGAAAGAAAUAAUGAACAAUAUGGUUGCUAUGAUUGUUCCAGAUUCUCAAGAAUCAACAUCAAAUUCUUCACGUCCACCACUUGCACCUAUUUCUAAUUCAAACAAUCAAGUAGUUCGUCAACGUUCUAAAAUUUUCAAACCAAGACCUUUCAAGCCAUACGAUGCUUCAAAACCAUUUGUUAGUCUACUCAAAAAACCUGUUACAAAAAUUGUUGAAGAAGAUACUCAGGAAAUUCUUCCAGCCGUUGAUUCAAAUUCUACUCAGGAAAUGCCUAGAAUUAUUGUUGAAAACUGUUCAAAUUGGCAGAUUGAAAUAAAAAUUACAAUGAAAUAA
Messenger RNA from Dentiscutata erythropus, 663 nucleotides. The record is from the annotation of a GenBank genome assembly. NCBI's taxonomy places the organism in Eukaryota, Fungi, Glomeromycota, Glomeromycetes, Diversisporales, Gigasporaceae.